UGCUGACCUUGUGGAUUCCAGUCGUCCCUUUCUCUUCGGGGUUUGUGCCAUGAUGUAGGAUCCUGUGUGGGGGAAGACGGAGCAAAGGACAGGCUGUAACCAGGUGGACCAUCUCUGUGAAGACUGAAUGUAAAGGAAAAGCACCAAGGUCAUGAUCGACUGGCUAAAUGUGAGCGUGGCCAGCCAGCAAGCGCCGGGCCUGAAACCCGAGGAGCUCCAGAAGUCCAAAUGUGUUCUGGGCUUCUUCCCCGUUAUCUACUACAGUAUUCUUCUCUGUGUCGGAGUACCAGUGAACAUUCUAACCGCCGUGGCCUUGUCUCGACUGGCGUACCGCACAAAGAAGGCACUGUAUUACUACCUUUUGGCGGUGACGGGCUCAGAUAUUCUCUCCCAGCUCUUCAUCAUCUUUGUUGGCUUCCUGCUGGAGACCGCCGUCUUCCACCGUGAUGUCCCUGCAGUCCUGCUACACAGUGUCAGCGCUGCUGAGUUUGCAGCCAAUCACGCUUCUAUCUGGUCAACCGUACCCCUCACCGUGGACCGCUAUGUGGCGCUGUGCCACCCCCUCCUCCACCGCAAGAUCAGCUACCCAGCAAGGACCAGGAAGAUCAUUGCAGUGGUACUGACCUUAUCCCUUGCCUCAGGUGUGCCCUUCUUUUGGUGGUCAGACAUGUGGCGAAACAGUCACCCGCCCACGUCUUUGGACAGCGUCCUCAUCUGGACACAUGUGAUCAUCAUCUACUUCCUGCCCUGCAGCAUCUUCCUGGUGCUGAACUCGUUGAUAAUCCACACACUGAGAGUGAGGCAGAGGCCGCAGUAUGUCACUGAGCAACACGGGUCCAAGUCGGCCCCGAGACGACGACUUGUGAAAACCACAGCGAUGCUGCUAGCCAUCACCUCCAUCUUCUCCGUGCUGUGGGGACCCAGGACCAUCGUGGUUGUCUACCACCUGUACGUGUCAUCGGUUCACAGUGACUGGCGUAUCCACCUGGCUUACGACCUGUCCAACAUGCUAGCUAUGCUCAACACAGCUGUUAACUUCUUCCUCUACUGUUUCGUCAGCAAGCCUUUCCGCAGCACCGUGGGGGACGUGCUGCUCUUCAGAUGGGGGCCUAUGUUUUCCAGGCAGGUCCUGCAGCAGCCGCGGGGUCCCACCAACGCGUCCAUCUCUUCUCUGUACAGCGGGCACAACAAGCGGUCACAGGGGGAUCCCACCACUUUGCCCCCUCAUCGGACGGGCAACCCAUCAUGA
Thalassophryne amazonica is the source of this 1249-nucleotide messenger RNA. It is a transcript of the gene gpr142, whose product is annotated as G protein-coupled receptor 142. NCBI's taxonomy places the organism in Eukaryota, Metazoa, Chordata, Actinopteri, Batrachoidiformes, Batrachoididae. Gene Ontology annotation, biological process: G protein-coupled receptor signaling pathway. Gene Ontology annotation, cellular component: membrane. The record is from RefSeq and is a predicted model, not a curated record. The coding region runs from base 152 to 1249 and encodes 365 amino acids. Gene Ontology annotation, molecular function: G protein-coupled receptor activity. The transcript has 3 exons.